CAGACAUUGAUUAAUACUUCAGAAGCGCUUAGCAACAAACGCUUGUUAGCGUUGUACUUCUCAGGGAGCUGGUGUGCCCCCUGCCGUCAGUUCACUCCCGUCCUUGCUGAGCUUUACUCAUAUCUUGCGGAAAAAUUUCCAAGUCACGGUCUUGAGAUUGUUUUCGUCAGCUCUGACCGUGAUUCGAAUGACUUCGAUAACUACAUUCGCUGCAUGCCGUGGCUAGCUAUACCUUGGGAAGGAGUUGCCAGGCAUCAGCUGAAGCUGUCUUCACUGUACGGAGUACGGGGUAUCCCGUCGAUUGUAGUGCUA
This is a messenger RNA of Phaeodactylum tricornutum CCAP 1055/1, 312 nucleotides long. RefSeq lists its product with no specific name. NCBI's taxonomy places the organism in Eukaryota, Bacillariophyta, Bacillariophyceae, Surirellales, Neidiaceae. The annotation marks the transcript as partial. The record is from RefSeq and is a predicted model, not a curated record. The transcript has a single exon.